AUGAAACAUGAAGCUCUUUCUCAACCCACCUGCACCAUGACGCUGGUGUGCAACUCAACCUCCCACUUACUUAUUGACGAUGACACACACAAAGUAGAGCAGAAUAAGAAAAGAAAGGACUCGGUGAAGAAGAAGGCCGAGGAUGAGGAGAUCCCAAAGAAGAACAUGGAGGAUUCGAAGGUAGAAUCUAAUUUUGGGUUUUGGCCUAUUGUAUUUUAUUGGUUUGAUUCAUCAUCUUCCCCAUUCUUUUCAGAUCAAGGGAUGCCAACGAAAAUAGACUAUGGCUAUGGAAGUGAAACAAACAACGAGAAAAAUGAACUCUGUUUACACAAACGGGAGAGGCAGCCAGGCCUGGAUCUGCUUUCUCUCUUCCUUUUGUUGGACGAUGAAGCCGGCAGAAAAGACGCGAAGGUGAAGAAGAAUAUAUGCAAAGGCGACAAAGAAAAAGUGGAAGGUUGCGGAGGAGACACAAGAAGACUGCGAAGAAGAACGGUAAGGGAACUGAGAAUCGAGCAGACUUCUCUUCCAGAAAAGGAGAGGGCGCAGAAUAACAAAGAAAAUCAAACCUCUUCUCUUGCAGGAGCUGACCGGACUCUUCAGAUGCUGCAGCUUAGUAACAAGCUCAAAAAGGACAAACGCCAGAGAAACAGUAUGGAACAACUAAUAUUAGUCGAGGGGAGAAUUGAGUGGCAAGAAAUCAGGCGAAUAAUAGCAUGCUUAUAUCGGUGAUCCUUGACCUGCUGGAUCAUGUAA
This is a messenger RNA of Linum tenue, 753 nucleotides long. The record is from the annotation of a GenBank genome assembly. Lineage: Eukaryota; Viridiplantae; Streptophyta; Magnoliopsida; Malpighiales; Linaceae.